AUGAAGAAAACGCUGCAGGAUGAGAUGGAAGCUGUGCUGCGGGGGAGGAUCAUGGUGCUGGAUGGCGGGAUGGGGACCAUGAUCCAGCGUCACCAGCUCAGUGAAGACGACUUUCGUGGCCAAGAGUUUAAAGACCACGCCAGACCCCUGAAGGGCAACAAUGACAUUUUAAGUAUAACUCAACCUGACGUCAUUUGCCAGAUCCAUAAGGAGUACUUGCUGGCCGGGGCAGAUAUCAUUGAAACAAAUACUUUCAGCAGCACCAGUAUUGCCCAGGCUGAUUAUGGCCUCGAACACCUGGCCUACCGGAUGAACAGGUGCUCUGCAGCUGUGGCCAGAAAAGCCGCCGAGGAGAUGACCCUGCAGACAGGAAUUAAGAGGUUUGUGGCAGGAGCUCUGGGUCCAACAAAUAAAACCCUCUCUGUGUCUCCUUCUGUGGAACGACCAGAUUAUAGGAACAUCACCUUCGAUGAGCUGGUUGAUGCAUACCAAGAACAGGCCAGAGGACUUCUAGAUGGUGGCGUUGAUGUCAUGCUGAUUGAAACGAUUUUUGAUACAGCCAAUGCUAAGGCAGCCUUGUUUGCACUCCAGAAACUCUUUGAAGACAUGUAUGCUCCCCGGCCUAUCUUUAUUUCAGGGACAAUUGUUGACAAGAGUGGGCGAACGCUUUCUGGACAGACGGGGGAGGCAUUUGUCAUCAGCGUGUCGCACGCCAACCCCCUGUGCAUUGGAUUAAACUGUGCCUUGGGAGCAGCAGAAAUGAGACCUUUUAUUGAAACAAUUGGGAAGUGCACCACAGCUUAUGUGCUGUGUUACCCCAAUGCAGGUCUCCCCAACACCUUCGGCGACUAUGAUGAGACUCCUCACAUGAUGGCCGCACACCUGAAGGACUUUGCGAUGGAUGGCCUGGUCAAUAUAGUUGGUGGAUGCUGUGGGACCACGCCAGAUCACAUCAGGCAAAUUGCUGAAGUUGUGAAAAAUUGUAAGCCCAGGGUUCCACCAGUCACUGUUUUUGAUGGGCAUAUGUUGCUAUCUGGUCUAGAGCCCUUCAGAAUUGGACCUUAUACCAACUUUGUUAACAUUGGAGAACGCUGUAACGUGGCAGGAUCAAGGAAGUUUGCUAAACUCAUCAUGGCAGGAAACUAUGAAGAGGCUCUGAGUAUAGCCAAAGUGCAGGUGGAGAUGGGAGCCCAGGUGCUGGACAUCAACAUGGACGACGGCAUGCUGGACGGCCCCAGUGCCAUGACCAGAUUCUGCAACCUGAUUGCUUCUGAGCCAGACAUUGCAAAGGUGCCCUUGUGCAUCGAUUCUUCAAAUUUCGCUGUGCUAGAAGCUGGCCUGAAGUGCUGCCAAGGGAAGUGCAUCGUCAACAGCAUCAGCCUGAAGGAGGGGGAAGGUGCCUUCCUGGAAAAGGCCAGAAGGAUUCAGCAGUUUGGAGCGGCGGUGGUGGUGAUGGCUUUCGAUGAGGAAGGCCAGGCAACUGAAAUAGACACCAAAAUUAAAGUGUGCACCCGGGCCUACCAUCUACUUGUGAACAAGCUGGCCUUUAAUCCAUGUGACAUCAUCUUUGACCCCAACAUCCUCACCAUCGGUACUGGAAUGGAAGAACACAAUUUGUAUGCUGUUAAUUUUAUCCAGGCAACAAAAGCCAUCAAAGAAACAUUACCCGGAGCCAAAAUAAGCGGAGGCCUUUCCAACCUGUCUUUCUCCUUUCGAGGAAUGGAGGCCAUUCGAGAAGCGAUGCAUGGGGUUUUCCUUUACCAUGCGAUCAAGUUUGGCAUGGAUAUGGGCAUAGUGAAUGCUGGCAACCUCCCUGUGUAUGACGACAUCCACCAGGAGCUCCUGCAGCUCUGUGAAGAUCUCAUCUGGAAUAAAGACCCGGAGGCCACGGAGAAGCUCUUAUGCUACGCCCAGACUCACGGCAAAGGAGGGAAGAAGGUGGCCCAGACGGAUGAGUGGAGGAGUGGCCACGUUGAAGAGCGCCUGGAGUACGCCCUGAUCAAGGGCAUUGAAAAGCAUAUUAUUGAAGAUACGGAGGAAGCCAGGUUAAACCAGGAGAAGUACCCACGGCCUCUGCAUAUAAUCGAAGGGCCCCUGAUGAGCGGCAUGAAAGUUGUUGGUGACCUUUUUGGAGCUGGAAAAAUGUUUCUACCUCAGGUUAUAAAAUCUGCCCGGGUCAUGAAGAAGGCUGUUGGCCACCUUAUUCCUUUCAUGGAGAAAGAAAGAGAAGAAACUCAAGUGCUCAGUGGCAUAGUGGAAGAAGAGGAUCCUUACCAGGGCACCAUUGUCUUGGCCACUGUGAAAGGGGAUGUGCAUGACAUUGGCAAGAACAUAGUCGGAGUAGUCCUUGGCUGCAAUAAUUUCAGAGUCAUAGAUUUAGGAGUCAUGACCCCGUGUGACAGGAUACUGCAGGCUGCCCUCGACCACAAAGCAGAUAUAAUUGGCCUGUCAGGACUUAUCACUCCUUCCCUGGAUGAAAUGAUUUUUGUUGCUAAGGAAAUGGAGAGAUUAGCUAUAAAGAUCCCCCUGUUGAUUGGAGGAGCAACCACAUCGAGAACCCACACAGCUGUCAAAAUAGCCCCACGAUACAGCGCCCCGGUGAUCCAUGUGCUGGAUGCGUCCAAGAGUGUGGUGGUGUGUUCUCAACUGCUUGAUGAAAAUCUGAAGGAUGACUACUUCGAGGAGAUCAUGGAGGAGUAUGAAGACAUCAGACAGGACCAUUACGAGUCUCUUAAGGACAGAAGAUACUUAGGUUUAAGUCAAGCCAGGAAGAACGCUCUCCACCUUGACUGGCUGGUUGAGCCUCGCCCAGUGAAGCCCUCGUUUAUAGGGACAAGGGUAUUCGAAGACUAUGACCUGCAGAAGCUGGUGGGCUACAUCGACUGGAAACCUUUCUUCGAUGUCUGGCAGCUCCGGGGAAAAUACCCCAACCGCAGCUUCCCCAAGAUAUUUAACGACAAGACAGUAGGGGAAGAGGCUAAGAAAGUCUACAAUGAUGCCCAGAGUAUGCUGGAAGCCCUCAUCAGUCAGCGGAAGCUCCAGGCCAGAGGUGUGGUGGGGUUCUGGCCCGCACAGAGCGUCCAGGAUGACAUCCACGUGUACGCCAAAGACGUGGGGUCCCCAGCCGCAGAGCCCAUGGCCACCUUCUAUGGGCUCCGGCAGCAGGCUGAGAAGGAUUCAGUGAGUGCAGACCCACACCUCUGCCUCUCAGACUUCAUCGCGCCCCUGGGCUCUGGCGUCCAGGACUACCUGGGCCUAUUUGCUGUCGCCUGCUUCGGAGUUGAGGAGCUGAGCAAGGCCUACGAGGCCGAGUGUGACGACUACAGCAGCAUCAUGGUCAAGGCGUUGGGGGACCGGCUGGCAGAGGCCUUUGCAGAGGAACUCCAUGAGAGGGUCCGCAAGGAGCUGUGGGCCUACUGUGGCAGCGAGCAGCUAGACAUGACGGGCCUGCGGAGGCUGCGCUAUGAGGGUAUCCGGCCAGCCCCUGGCUACCCCAGCCAGCCCGACCACACAGAGAAGCUCACCAUGUGGAGAAUGGCUGACAUAGAGGGCUGCACAGGCAUCAGGCUAACAGAAUCGCUGGCCAUGGUGCCUGCCUCUGCUGUCUCGGGCCUCUACUUCUCCAACCCCAAGUCCAGAUACUUUGCUGUGGGAAAAAUUUCCAAGGAUCAGGUUGAGGAUUACGCAAUGAGGAAGAGCAUGUCCGUGGCUGAGGUUGAGAAGUGGCUGGGACCCAUUUUGGGAUAUGAUACAGACUGACUUUCUUCUGCCUUUUCCAUACCUGAUGAUCCUCACAGAAA
Messenger RNA from Elephantulus edwardii (Cape elephant shrew), 3800 nucleotides. RefSeq names its product 5-methyltetrahydrofolate-homocysteine methyltransferase (gene MTR). Gene Ontology annotation, molecular function: cobalamin binding; zinc ion binding; methionine synthase activity. Lineage: Eukaryota; Metazoa; Chordata; Mammalia; Macroscelidea; Macroscelididae. Gene Ontology annotation, biological process: pteridine-containing compound metabolic process. The transcript has 32 exons. The record is from RefSeq and is a predicted model, not a curated record. Bases 1 to 3759 code for a protein of 1252 amino acids.